CUACAAUGUCUGGACGCGGUAGAGGACGCGGCGUUGGUGGAAGAGGCCAAACAGGUGCAGAUCAAUCGUUGUCGCAAGCAGGACGCAGCGGCGGAAGAGUGUACGGUGGCCGCGGAUCAUCAAAUCCUUACGUUUCUUCUGCUGCAGCGCCUCAAACUACUUCUAGUUCUGCUUAUUCUCAAUCUCAUUCUUCCUCAUUGCAUGUUUCUUCUUCAUCGGCGGUUUCCUUAGCUACGGAUGUUGAAAAGAAGCUUAACCUAGCUUCGACUUCACGAGCUGUUCAAUCGGCUUCUCCGCAGCCUCAGGCCAUGAAAGAGCCGUCUCCUACUCCGGUUGUGAUCCCGUCACCUUUACCUAGAUCAUCAAGAGCUGUCGAAAUGCCGGAUAGACCAGAUUUCGGGAGGAUCGGCCAGAAGAUCACAGUCCGUACGAAUCAUUUUGCUGUUAAAUCAUCGAACGUCGAUGUUCAUCAAUACGAUGUCUCCAUUACUCCUGAGGUGACGUCAAAGAAGGUAUGCAGGGACAUAAUGAAUACUCUGAUUGAUUCAUACAUGGAAUCGCAUUUGGGGAAACGGCUGCCUGCCUAUGAUGGCAGCAAGAGUAUCUACACUGCAGGGCCGUUGCCAUUUGUAUCAAAAGAUUUUGUUGUGAAACUAUUCGACAAGGAUGAUCCUACAAGGAAGGACCGUGAUUUCAGGGUGAUAAUAAAGUUUGCUGCUAAAGUGGAUUUGUAUCACCUUCAACAGUUUUUACAGAGAAAACAAAAGGAUCUUCCUCAAGAGUCAUUGCAAGCUCUUGAUGUAGUUCUAAGAUCAACUCCUUCUGUGAAUUAUACUGUUGUGGGGAGGUCAUUCUUCUCACCUAGCCUUGGUCCAAAGGGGAAACUUGAUGCUGGCCUAGAGUAUUGGCUAGGCUUCUACCAAAGCCUCCGACCUACUCAGAUGGGGCUUUCUCUCAACAUAGAUAUGUCAGCAAGAGCAUUUUUUGAUCCAAUCCUAGUGACAGACUUUAUUGAAAAACAACUCCAUAUUAGAGAUCUAUCUCGGCCUUUAUCUGACCAAGACCGAGUCAAGAUUAAGAAGGCCUUGAGAGGUGUCAGUGUGCAGCUAAUUCACAUGGAAAAUAUCAGGCGCAGAAAGAUAGUUAGUCUAUCUCAGAAACCAAUUAGCCAACUCAUGUUCACGAUUGAUGAUAAAAAGAUGUCUGUUGUCCAGUACUUCCAACAACGGUAUAAUUUCAAAGUUAAAUAUCCUUCCUUGCCAGCAAUUCAGUCUGGAAGCGACUCAAAGCCAAUUUAUCUACCAAUGGAGGUGUGCAAAAUUGUUGAGGGUCAGAGGUAUUUGAAGAAGCUAAAUGAGAAGCAGGUAUCCAACCUUCUGAAGGCUACCUGCCAAAGACCCAAGAUGAGGGAACAAAGCAUUAGAAAGAUGGUGGCUGGAAACAACUACAGCAUUGACAAGUUUGUAAAUGAAUUUGGGUUAAGUAUAAAUCCUGAACCCACAACGGUUGAAGCAAGGGUUAUCCCGCCUCCCAUGCUCAAAUACAAUGGAUCUCAAGAGGCUCCACGUGUGGGCCAAUGGAAUAUGAUGAAUAAGAGAAUGUAUAAUGGGGCAACCAUAGAUUACUGGACUUGUGUGAACUUCUCAAGAUUACAACAUGAUCAGGUCGGCAAUUUUUGUUGGGAGCUCGUGCAAAUGUGCAAAAGCAAAGGGCUGAAUAUCAAAGAGGAGCCGCUUAUUCCCUUCUAUGCAUCACCGUCUAACCGCAUUGGAAAUGCACUAGCUACUAUACACACGCAGUGUAAAGAGAAGCUAGCAACGUUGAAGGAAAGCGGCAAACAUCUUCAAUUGCUGAUUGUCAUCUUGCCUGAUUUUUCGGGUUCAUACGGGACGAUAAAGAGGAUAUGUGAAACUGAAUUAGGGAUUGUUUCUCAAUGUAUUCAGCCUAAAAGAGCUGCCAAUGUGUCUAAGCAGUAUCUUGAAAAUGUUACGAUGAAAAUUAACGUGAAGACCGGAGGGCGCAAUGCAGUGCUUGCGACUGCUGUGGAUAGGAAAAUACCUUUUGUGUCUGAUCUGCCUACUAUAAUAUUUGGUGCUGAUGUUACUCAUCCUCCUCCAGGAGAGGACUCAAACUCUUCAAUUGCAGCGGUGGUUGCUUCAAUGGAUUGGCCAGAGGUAACCAAGUAUAGAGGAUUGGUAUCUUCUCAAGGGCACAGAGAGGAGAUCAUCAGUGAUCUGUACAAUGAGAUUGAUGACCCUAUAAGGGGAAAAGUUAAAACUGGGAUGAUUAGGGAACAUUUGAUUGCGUUUAGGAGAUCCACCGGUUAUAAACCUUCGAGGAUAAUUUUCUAUAGAGACGGUGUGAGUGAAGGGCAGUUCAGCCAAGUUUUGUUGUUCGAGAUUGAUGCCAUUCGGAAGGCAUGUUGCUCGCUGGAGGAAAAUUACCUGCCACGAAUUACAUUUGUGGUUGUGCAGAAGAGGCAUCACACUCGCCUCUUCCCAAUGAAUCAUGAUGAUAGAGGAUCAACUGACCGGAGUGGAAACAUUUUACCAGGUACGGUUGUUGAUACUAGUAUCUGCCACCCUAGAGAAUUUGACUUCUAUCUGUGCAGUCAUUCUGGCAUCCAGGGAACUAGUCGGCCAGCCCACUAUCACGUGUUGUACGAUGAAAAUGGUUUUAGUGCAGAUGCACUGCAGGGACUUACCAAUAGCUUGUGUUACACGUAA
Molecule: messenger RNA, 2726 nt
Organism: Impatiens glandulifera
Lineage: Eukaryota; Viridiplantae; Streptophyta; Magnoliopsida; Ericales; Balsaminaceae
Product: protein argonaute MEL1-like
Exons: 20
Coding region: 6-2726 (906 amino acids)
Biological process (GO): regulatory ncRNA-mediated post-transcriptional gene silencing
Cellular component (GO): cytoplasm
Molecular function (GO): protein binding; RNA binding
Source: RefSeq, a predicted model, not a curated record